Chanos chanos (milkfish) is the source of this 882-nucleotide messenger RNA. RefSeq names its product secreted frizzled-related protein 2 (gene sfrp2). The coding region runs from base 1 to 882 and encodes 293 amino acids. The transcript has 3 exons. The record is from RefSeq and is a predicted model, not a curated record. Gene Ontology annotation, molecular function: Wnt-protein binding. Gene Ontology annotation, biological process: canonical Wnt signaling pathway; non-canonical Wnt signaling pathway. Lineage: Eukaryota; Metazoa; Chordata; Actinopteri; Gonorynchiformes; Chanidae.
AUGCGUUUGCUGCUGCCUCUGCUGUGCGCAAUGACUCUCCCCUCUUGCCUGGAGGCAAUUCACGGGAUUUACACGUUUGGUCACACUGAGCUCUUUCAGAAGAAAAAUAACUGCAAACCUAUCCCAGCCAAUCUGCUCUUGUGCCACGAUAUUGAGUACACCGAGAUGCGCCUCCCGAACCUCUUGGGUCACGAAACGAUGAACGAAGUUUUGCAGCAAGCCGGAUCUUGGAUUCCCUUGGUCCAGAAGCAGUGUCACCCGGACACUCGGAAGUUUCUUUGCUCGCUGUUCGCACCAGUUUGCCUCGAUGAUUUGGAUGAGCCGAUCCAGCCGUGCCGAUCGUUGUGUGAGAGCGUGAAAAACGGUUGCUCUCCGGUGAUGGCUGCGUUCGGUUUCCCGUGGCCGGACAUGCUGGACUGCGAGCGCUUUCCUCCCGACAAUGACCUGUGUAUUCCGCCUGCCGGGAUCGACAGUGUAGUACCGGUCACCAAAGAAGUGCCCAGAGUAUGCGAUGCCUGCAAAGACAAAGCGGAGAAUGACAACGAAAUCGUGGACAACCUGUGUAAGAAUGAUUUUGCCUUGAAAAUUAAAGUGAAAGAGAUCUCCUACAUCAACGGAGACACGAAGAUCAUUCCCGAGUCCAAGAGUAAGACCAUCUAUAAGCUGAACGGUGUGACGGAGAGAGACCUGAGGAAAACGGUGCUCUGGCUGAAGGACGGGCUUCAGUGCGUGUGUGAUGAGAUGAACGACAUCAACGCAUCCUACCUGGUGAUGGGCCAAAAGCAGGAUGGGAAUCUGGUCAUCACUUCGCUCAAACGCUGGCAGCGUGGCCAGCGCGAGUUUAAGAGGAUCUCACGCAGCAUCCGCAAGCUCCAGUGCUAG